GUGACGGUCCGAGCCUCGGUGGAGUAGUGGUAUACUUGUUCUCGCAGCUUUCAGUUUGCAUUUGUACAAAAGUAAAGCAGACCGAUUUCCCCCACGUUUGGAAAAGUAAAGAUGACAGUUCAAUAUCAAAUACCAGUUUGGCUUGAUUGUGAUCCUGGUAAUGAUGAUACUUUUGGGAUCUUAUUGGCGGCAUUUCAUCCAAGAUUUAAACUUUUGGGGAUUUCCACGGUUCAUGGAAAUGCUCCCUUACAUAAAACAACUCAUAAUGCAGUAGCACUUUUGGAUGUACUUGGAUUUAAACAAGAUCAAAUUAAAGUAUACCCUGGUGCAGAGGAGCCUUUGAAAGGAGAACCUCUUUUCGCUGCCCAUAUUCAUGGUGAUUCAGGUAUUGGUGGUGCCACAUUACCAGAAACCCCUAAAAUUAAACCUUCAAACGAUAUAGGUUAUUUAGAAGCUAUGCGUGAUUCAGUCUUACAGUACCCAAAUCAAAUUUGUAUUGUUUGUACUGGAACCUUAACUAAUUUUGCUCAGUUAAUAAUCAAGUAUCCUGAAGUGAAAUCAAAAAUUAGAUUUUUAUCUUUAAUGGGUGGUGCCCUUAAUAUGGGUAAUAUAACAUCUUUUGCUGAAUUCAAUCUCUACUGUGAUCCAAAGGCUUCUGAAAUUGUUUUGAAUGAUCCAGUAAUUGGUCCCAAAUCAAUAUUGGCCCCUUUGAAUAUCACUCACACUGCAGUUGCCAAUUCUGCAGUUAGAUUAAAGAUUUAUAAUCCUCAAGAUGAAAAUUCAAAUUCAAGUAUUAGAGAAAUGUUUUAUAAAAUUAUCAUGUUUUACUCAAAAGCUUAUGAAACUAGAUACGGAAUAAUCGAAGGGCCCCCUCUUCAUGAUCCAGUUGCUAUAUUCUCCUUGUUGCCAUUGAUUCAAAAACAACAAAACCCUGAAGAAAACUUAGAUGAAGAUUACAAAUAUCAUUAUUUAAGAAGAAAAUUAACCAUUGUUCAGGAUGGCGAACAUAAAGGUGAGACCUUGGUAAAGGACAAUGACUCAUCAAUCGAAGAAGAGGACGGUUCUUAUAUUGGCUUGAAUGCCAACAUUGAUUUAUUUUGGGAAUAUAUUUUAGAUUCUCUUAAAUUAGCCGAUGAACAGGUGUUUGGCUCAAAAUAAUGACCUAUGAUUUGCAUUUUCAUCCUUAUACAUAUACAAUUAUAUAUUAUAUGCAAAAGGCUC
Molecule: messenger RNA, 1221 nt
Organism: Hyphopichia burtonii NRRL Y-1933
Lineage: Eukaryota; Fungi; Ascomycota; Pichiomycetes; Serinales; Debaryomycetaceae
Product: trifunctional uridine nucleosidase/nicotinamide riboside hydrolase/nicotinic acid riboside hydrolase
Exons: 1
Coding region: 112-1158 (348 amino acids)
Biological process (GO): purine nucleoside catabolic process
Cellular component (GO): cytosol
Molecular function (GO): purine nucleosidase activity
Source: RefSeq, a predicted model, not a curated record